GCCAUCCUGCCGCAAUUUCCCUGUGUCAUGGCUCCGGUCUCUUAGCAACAGCCGCCAGUCCGGCCGCCCGGAGCAGCCGCCGCGGGCUCAACUCCACCCGGCGGAACCCGGCGCGCCGCAGCCACACAAAAGAGGCGCAGGGCUGGAGAGCGCGCGGCCGCAGGGUCGGCAGUGUGCGCAGCGGGAGGGGACCGUGGCAGCUGAGGAGGCGAGCCCGAGGGAAGAAGGGCUCCAGGCGGCGCGCGGGAUGUGGAGGACCUGACACUUCUUGGAAACUCUUGGAAAUGGCUCCCGCCACCGCGCCCGAGGGGACUGCGAGCCCCUGGCGCAGGUUCGUCCCCUCCGGGCAGUCCAGCCGCGCUCGCGCCCGGGUCUCCAGGGCGCUGUCCCUGCGCUCCGCCGUCGGCUCGGGCUGAAAAGUUUCUCCAUGGUUCUUUGUGUCUCCCGAGCUGCCCCGGUCUCCCUGGGAGGAGGUGACCAAGCAGCUAGUGGGCAGCUGGCGCUCCCCCCACACAAGCUUCAGCUGCAGCCCUACGGGCUAGCCUUGCAUUCCACCAGUUCAUCAUGAUCGCCACCGGUGGCCUACUGAGGAUAUCCGCGAGAAAGCAGGAUCCUCUCCGGCCCCCCAGCCAGGUCCCUAAGCGUAAGAGGAAAGCCAAGAAGAGGCGUAAAAACGACGUGGUGGUGGUGAAAGGCAAGCUGAAGCUGUGCUCCAUUUCGGGGCUCAUUGCCCUUUGCGGGAUCCUAGUGCUGUUGGUGGGCAUAGCCAUGGCCGUGGUGGGCUACUGGCCAAAAGCCAACGCAGCCAACAGAGGUGGGAGCAAGCAGUUACUGCCUGUGGGCAGUAACCAUCGCAUUGGGGCCUCCAGCAACAGCAGCAAUGGCAACAAGAACCCAGCCAAGAGCCACUCUGGGACCCCAGGGGGGUUCAACUCCAGUUCUGUGGGCGGACCCAGGAGUCCACCUCCUGCAAGAUCUGCAGCCACCUCCUCUUCCUCUUCCUCUUCCUCCUCCACAUCGGUGGGCUUCUUCUUCCGAAUCUUCUCAGGCUACUUGCACUCAGACAAGCUAAAGGUCUUUGGGCCCCUCAUCAUGGGCAUAGGCAUCUUCCUCUUCAUUUGCGCCAACGCGGUGCUCCAUGAGAAUAGGGACAAGAAAACCAAGAUCAUCAACCUGCGGGACCUCUAUUCCACUGUCAUCGACGUGCACAGCCUCCGCGCCAAAGAUCUGGCAGCAGCAGCAGCUGCGGCCGCCGCGGCUGCGGCUUCCUCCUCCGCGGCUGCCCCCGGCUCCGUGCCCCCCGGGGCAGCGCCGCUCAAUGGCUUUCUCAGCUACGUGCAGUCCCGAGGCCUGGAGCUGAAGCCAGGCAGCUGCGCGGGCUCUGCGGACGCGUUCGGGGCUGCUGCAAUGUUGGCCAGGGGCUCAUGGCCCCACCCCACAGGGCUGGGCGGAGGCGGCGGCGGGACUCGCGAGGCAGGGUCCCCGCCAGACCUGGCUUCAUCUCCGCGCUGUCCCCGGGAGCCCCCGAGUCUGACUGAGGCCGUGUACAGCAUCUACCGCGAGCGCUCCAGUGGGGCUGGCCGUCGCCGGACCACAGUUGCCGCGGUGGCUGCGGCCACUGCCACUGCCACUGUCACCGCGGCUGCCAGCGGCGGCAGUAGCCCAGCGCCCUGCAGUCCAACCGGGAGUUGGGGGCGCCAGAGCACCACCAGCUCCCUCGUGGGCUCCUCGCUGAGCGCCUUCGCCCUGUUGCCCUUGCAGGGGGAUCGGGAUAGAGACGGGGACUCGGAGGACGCUAGCUGCAGCUGGCACAGGCCUCCCGGGGAACGCGGCUCCCGGGAUCUCCCCAGGGGAGAACUGGACCUGAGCCUGACCGACCUCCGGGGAGCCGAAGGCGGAGCGCGCUGGGCGUCCUGCGAGCCUGGGGAGCCCGAGGGCGCGACGACAGCACGCACCGCCAGGGGGCAGGGCGGCCGCUUGCCCAGGACCGGCAGGUACGCGGCCUGGCGGCGCCGCAGCACUAGUGGGCUCCCGGACUACCGGGCGCCACCAUCGCCCGAUCCCCUACCCUCCUCGAGCACAGAGAACCUGGACUCCUCCGGCCUCCCUGGUACAGCCGCCACGCCCUCCCUCCCUCUGCGCCCGGAGGACUCGCCCCGUGUCCGGCGGGAUUCCCACAGUUCUCAGUCGGAUGACCAGUCCAGCAGCAAUAAGGGCUACACCCCCCUAAGGGAGGCUGACACCUCAGUAGAGUCGGUCGUGGAUGUGGUGGCCAGAAAAAGGCUGGACUGUGAGGACGUCACAGAUCCCAGUACCGAGCACAGCUCCCCGGAGGGUCCCAGUCCAGAUCCAACUAGGGCAGAGCCUCUGUCUGUGCAGAGGCAGUUUACAAACAAGGAGAAACUCUUCCUGAUUUCCAGGUCUCACACCCCAGGAGUAGAAGACCCUGAACUGGAAAAGUCUUCCAACUAGGAAGAGCGAGCGGGACAGGGAAAAGAGACUCGCGGGUAGAGUCCCACUGGAACCUCUCUGCAUUAAAAGCCCCCACCCUAUCCCGAUUCUCCUGUGGACAGGUCCGAGGAAACCAUUCAAUAUCCAAAGAGCUGCAGAAUGUUAUCCUUGAAUUACGUUCACAAGAUUCCUGUAGAUAAUUCAAGCAAUUUUUUUUAAAGAAACAAAGUCGUCUUUUUAUGUCCGAUGGUGAUUGUAUGUUCGAUGAAAACCAAAUGUAUUAAAAGAUCACAAUCUAGUUCAUUAGAUGAAAUUCUCUUAAUUUUCUUAGGAUCAAAAUAAUAUAUUUUUGAGAGUAACUCUGUACUUUACUCCUAUUUUUCUUUGCCCGCCCCUGCCCAACUUCCCUCGCUCCUGUACUCUGCUGCUGACUUCGUCCAUAGCUGCUUGUAAAUGAAUGACAAGCUUUUUAUUUCCACCCUCGUGCAGAGCCUAGAAGAAUUUUUUUGUCAGUUCUGUCAGAAUUGAACUUUCUAGGUGGAGUCAAAGCCCAAAGCAUGAGUAUUCGGGAGAGAGGGCUCCCUUGCCUCACCCCACUCUGAUCUACAGCUGUCCAAAGGAUUCUAUUUUUUAAAAGGAUAUUUGAAUUUUGCUACCAGGGUAUGUGAAGACCGACCGGAGGGCGCCAGCAACUACACUGGAUUGUUACAUUCGUAAACUCACAAGACCAAGUACACCAUGUGUUACUGAGUAUUAUCACACUUGUAUGGAAAAUAACAUUAAUAUUUAAAGCCUUUUUUAAUAAAAAGUUUCCAAACAGUUAAACAUAAUAUUGCCUCAUUUUGCUUAAGAACUUGUGAUUCUAGAGCCCAGGAAGCCCCUAGCAAUUUCUCUCCUAAAUAUACUAUUUGUCUGCUAAGACUGUAGUCACCUCCCAGAGUGACAGAGGGUCAUCUGUGAAGGUCUGAGUGGGCCAGCCAAACCAUUUCCCGUAUGUUUUUAACUUGAAGACAAAGGCAAGCAUGUGACCCUUACGGAUUUCUUUUUUACAUAGAAUGAAACUUUGAAUAAUAUAAUACUUGUAGUUAACCUAAAGUUCAAUUUACAUUGCCAGGCUUAAAAUCUCCCUUCUUAUCCACAAAUGUUUCUCUAUUUGAUUUUGCUUUGGGGCCCAUGGUUCUGUACCUAUAGCUGACAUAAGCCACAUAGUCAUGUUAUAAUAAUUCUGAAAUAGUUCACAUUCUGUCAGUCAGCCAAUUUUCAAGACCAGAAAACAAAACAAUUUGUUCUGUUCCCUCUUUUUUGGAGUGUGACCUGAGACUCAUGGCUUGAGAAAAAACACUGCUUUUAAAGAAAACCUAGUGACAGAUGUGCUUGUAUGGCCCCUCACACCAUGCUGCAGAAGGUAUAUGGAUUUGAGAUAGAAGGAACUUACAGCAUUUGCUAGCUCUGGAGCUCUUAAUGGCAUACAAAUAGACUUCUGCCAUCAGAUCUGUAAGAUGAAGUUAACAAGACCCACAUAGCUCUAAGGGAAGCUACUACACAGCAGAGAGGGAGAGCAUGAACCAGGGUUAGAGCAGAGCCUCUUGUAGACUUUCUGAAGAGAUACAAUUUAACACAGGGGCUAUUGUCAUUCUGUCUACCAUGGUGAUGUAUCUUCUGCCAGCUGUGGCAGAAGCCCCACCCCGGGCUUCUGCAAUCUGGGGUGGUUAUUCAUUAUCUGCAGAACCACAGACAAAUCUCUUAAUCCUUUUGGGCCUCUGGUGAAUGAUGUAAUCUCUGUGAUCCCCUUCAGCUCUUAGAGCUUAACUUAAAUUCAGGGUAUUGGGUUUAUGCUGGAUACAAUCUUAUAUUUGUACAUACAACUCAACAAAGAAUGAUAGGCCCCAUAAACUUCCAUACAACUUUCUGUAAUAAAAUUUAAAUGGACCCAAUGUUUCCUCAAACUAUACACAUUAAGCUAGUAACUUGAAUCUCUGGAUUAAUUUAUUGUACCUUUCUAUAAAGCAAAAGUGAGUUUCUAGCAGAUAAGAGAGACAAGUACAGCUCCCCCUCCCCAUUGUUUCUUCUUCUACUGUUAAGGGGUAUGUUAUUUAAAAGUUAAAAUCAGCCUGGAUAUUCCUCAGUGCUGCUUCCAGUCCUCAGGAAAUAUAGCAAAUUAUAAAGUUAUUCUCUCUUAGCUUAACUAAGGAGGGUUAGGAAGAAUAAAAAUUUGCCUUGCAAACCAGAAAAUUCAGCUUAACUGACUGAGUGACUACAGUUAUUGAUACUGAUGGGUUAAUUAUUUGGAUCAUGCUAUGUAAACACUAAUUGCCCGUGUUAAUUCCAUAUAGAGGUCUCCUGAAGUUAAAUCCUUAAGCAACCUAACCUAGCUCAAUAUCAAGUACUCCUCUGUAGGCCCUGUGAUAAUUCACAGCCUUAACAACUAUAGAGAAUAAAUCUGCAAUAACAAUGCUAGUUUUUUCUCACUGUUUACUAUAGCCCAUGUAUUUAUCUACCACCUUCCUAUAUAG
Molecule: messenger RNA, 4964 nt
Organism: Mastomys coucha (southern multimammate mouse)
Lineage: Eukaryota; Metazoa; Chordata; Mammalia; Rodentia; Muridae
Gene: Tmem200c
Product: transmembrane protein 200C
Exons: 2
Coding region: 565-2472 (635 amino acids)
Source: RefSeq, a predicted model, not a curated record